AUGCCAGGAGUCAACCGACGAUGGGUCGAGCUUCUGUGCCUUCCACUCCUCCUCAUCACCUUGAUUCUGCCCGUAGAAGCAAGGUACGCAGCACGAGGCUGGAAUGACUGGCACUUUGGCCCUGUGCAUGUAACCUCCGGGCAGUCCAUACAAGCUGCCAUUGACUCCGCACAGCCCGGACAAGCAGUUAUCGUGGAAGCUGGCACGUACGCAGAGCAGGUUACCAUCACAACGAGCGGACUCAAGCUCAUUGGCAAGGGCGCUAGCAUUGUGCCACCAGAGUCGCCCGUCGAGAACACAUGCUCUGGCCUAGCAGGCCCAGGCACCGAAGCUGGCAUCUGCAUCCAAGGACAAGAUGUUGUUCUGGCAGACUAUGUGCAGGAACACAGAAAAGUGCUCUCAGUGGGCCAAGCUGUGCGCGGAGUCCUGGUCUCCGGCUUCGAGAUCAGUGGCUUCUCCGGCUUGGACGUAGCCGUGGUCGGAGGACAAGACUGCAAGGUUGCAAACAACAUCCUCUACGAUGGUGCUCAAUACGGCUGUCUUACCGUCGGCUCAGAGAACACUGUGGUGGAUACCAACACUGUCGCCGCAACAGCCGAUAUGCUCUUCAUUGGUAUCUGCAUGGAUGACCUGUCCAACGUACAAGUGACAAACAACGACAUCAGUAACUACGCCAUCGGUUUCUGUGUCCAGACUAAUGGUGCUCUCAUCCAGGGCAAUACUGUCACCAACAGCUGCAUCGGAGCCUAUGUCGACCCCGGCGUGAGCGGCGUCCACAUCAUCGAGAAUCAUAUCAGUGAUGCAAAUCCCAUCUGUCCCUCGAUUCCUGAUCUAGGUAGUCUCGGAGUAGCCAUGAUCGGGGCGUCGGACACAGUCGUCAAGCAGAACACAAUCGAAGGAUUGACUGCUAACGGUGUCAAUGGCGCAAUCGCAGUGGGGGUGAUUAUCAUCGAUGACCCAGCCACGGGAACCCCAGCGUCCGGGAACCUGGUCGUUGGGAACGUUUUACAGAACAACGAUUUCGACAUCUUUGUCAAUACGACUGGUACAGGCAACGUGGUCGAGGGUAAUCAGUGCUCGACACCGGCCGAAUUGUGCAGCAGCUGA
Exophiala spinifera is the source of this 1107-nucleotide messenger RNA. RefSeq lists its product as uncharacterized. The coding region runs from base 1 to 1107 and encodes 368 amino acids. NCBI's taxonomy places the organism in Eukaryota, Fungi, Ascomycota, Eurotiomycetes, Chaetothyriales, Herpotrichiellaceae. The transcript has a single exon. The record is from RefSeq and is a predicted model, not a curated record.